Molecule: messenger RNA, 2811 nt
Organism: Paraphaeosphaeria sporulosa
Lineage: Eukaryota; Fungi; Ascomycota; Dothideomycetes; Pleosporales; Didymosphaeriaceae
Product: ankyrin
Exons: 1
Molecular function (GO): protein binding
Source: RefSeq, a predicted model, not a curated record
AUGACGAUUGAUGAAGUCGACGACACGAACACUUAUGAUCAGGAACACAAGGCGUCCAAGCUCCAGACCUUAAUAGAAGUUCUGAGAUGUGAGCUUGGAAGGCCCGUACGAUCUUCACAUACUGGAUUCGAGCCUACGAAGCAAUGGACGACGCUCUAUUAUGCAGUAUAUCACAACCGGGAAGCUGCACUAUUACAUUUCCUUCGAGCAGGCCAAACCCCAGACGGAACGCCAGCUGCUCAGCCCCCACUGUGCGUUGCUGUUACAGCCGGGCAUGCUGGCAUUGUCAGGAUACUCUGCGAAGCGGGCGCAAGCAUCAAUGCGGGAUGUAUCCACAGCGGAGAGACCGCUCUUCACCUGGCCAUUAAAGCUGAUCGCAUCAAUUUGCUCGACAUUCUUUUCCGCUUCCAGCCCGACAUUAACGCUCGAACGUUGCACACGCAUGAGACGCCACUUCACUACGCCGCAGCCAAAACUGGGUCCGCCGCCGCCGUUACUGCACUUCUCAGCCACGGAGCGAACUAUGAAGCCCUGGACAGCCAUGGAUACAGUCCAGCUGAGGUUGCUCUCAAGGCAAGACAUCUCGAUACAGCCGUUAGGAUCAUCCGAGCUGCCGGUAGAAAAGCUCAUAAACUUACGAAAGAGAGGCAAUGGCUUCUGAGCCAGAUUCUGGAAUCCCGAGGUCAGUCAUCCCUGGGUGCAGACUUGAUCGCAGAAGCUCUCAAACUUGCAUGCCCUCCCGACUCCAGUGCCCUAGUAGAGGCUAUCAAGACGCGCGACGUGAGCCUCGUUAGGCUCGUUCUUGACAAAGGCUCCAACUCCAACGAGGCGACUGCAUCUGGUCUCUUUCCUAUCUUCGCAGCAUUCAAUGCUUGUAGCGCACCCAUCGUACAAGCCCUUGUGGAGCACGGCGCGGAUGUCACGUUACGAAACCCACAUGGGCCAAACGUGCUCCAAGCCGCACUUGCAAGUCCUUUGUCACGCGACAAAGAAGCGAUCACAACAGUCUUCGAGUUGCUGCUGUCUCGAGGGGCUGACGCAAGUACGAAUUACUCUGAUGACACAACGCUUCUCCAUCGGGUCGUCAGCGCAGAUAGCAAUGCGGUGAAGUUAUUGCAGCUGCUUUUGAGACACGGUGUUCCCGUCGACUCACAAGACCGAAACGGGAACACUGCGUUGCACGUCGCUGCGGCGUCGGGACCUUGCGUUGCGAUGCUCCUGAAGCAUGGUGCAGAUGCAACCAAGAUCAAUAGCAAGGGCCUCACACCACUUCUCGGUGCUACUAAAAGUGCGACAAGCGAAAACGAGCCGGAUCUCCGAGAGCUGAUCAAAGCAUCCGAUAGGGGUGCAUUUGAUGCGGCAGGAAAGACUGCUCUGCACUUAGCUGCUCAAAAUGGGUUGACAAAGACAGUAAAACUACUGCUCGACGCUGGCGCUGACACAAAAUCAACUGAUACGAAGAAACGAACUCCGCUUUUGCUGGCUGUACACAACAAUCGAUGGGAAACCGUAGCCCUCCUUGCUGCACAACCAGGCAGCAACGGAUGGGACGAGAACGGACUUACAGCACUACAUCAUGUUGCUAUGAAGACACCAAAGGGACCAUCGACGUGGGAAGAUAUCGCUGCCGCCGCAUCCUCAUUUUGUGAAAAGGGCGUCAGCCGAAGCAUGCGAGACCAGACGGGCUCGACGCCUCUCAUACAGGCGGCCAAGACCCUCCCUGAAGAAGGCUUGCCUGUGCUUGAAGCGUUGCUUAUCAAGAAAGGCUCGGAGAGAAGUAAUUGUGUUGCACACGAGGACCAUGAUCAGCGGAAUGCUCUGUACUAUGCGGCAAACUCGGGCAAAGCGUCAUUCGUCGAAGCGCUUCUGAGGCAUGGCAGUCCUUUUGAGUUGCACGAAUGGCGACAGACGGAUAAUCCACUCGGACCAGAAACCGUGAUGAACAAGCGAAUCCUGAAGCUCUUUGCGGAGCACGAAUGGAUCCGACGUAUGGGGAGUCUGCACCGGCAGUCGAGCACUGCCAAAAACGAGGGGGUGCUAUCUAAAUUGCUGCCGAUCCGAGAUCUUAAAGACUUACUUUCAAUGGGGCUCGAUCCCAAUCGUCUACCAACAGUCAAGCUUUCGGAUUCACUUCUUUGGACACUUUUCGAUCACGGCGUCUCUGCGUCGAAUCUCCUCUCAAAAUACGUCUACGAUUCUCUGGAGCUGAUCUUCGAAUUCGGUGCCAAUCCAAAUGCGAUGGCGAACCGGAAGCCUCCUCGCACACCAAAUAUGCGUAACUCACAGCAGAUGCAGCUGGCGGUGCAUCCGUUUACGCACAUUAUCGAACAAUGUCCGCGGGUAAGCUUGGAGUUAAUCUUACUCCUGCUCGAUAAUGGCGCAAAACUGUCCAUAAUGUCACCACUUUAUGAUGGCAGAUUUCCACUCCAUUCCGCCGUGCGAGUGAAUCGCAUCGAUAUCGUAGACGGAAUGCUUCUCAGGAAGGUCGAUGUGGACUGCAGAGACCUGAGACAGCGCACACCACUCUUCCUUGCAGCGGAAGACGGACUGGUCCAGAUUGUGGAUAUGCUGUUACGCUCGGGCGCGGAUAUUGAUGCUGUCGAUGUUGAAAGUAAUACUCCACUUCAUAUGGCGGCAGCUACUGGCAAAACGCAUUCCGUCGCGUGCUUACUUCGCGCUGGCGCAAAAGCCAUCUUGGAGAAUUACAGGGGUCUUAAGCCAUUGGACUGCUUGCCGGACAAGCUGCCCCCCGCUGCGAAAGACGAAAUCACGGUUUUGCUGCAGCAGGCCGAAAUGAUCGAGCGUCGAAAG